GGCCCUGUUGCUCUCGGUCCCACACGCCCAGCCCCGGCCCCGUCACCCUCCGGCUCAGACCCUACAGCGCAGAGGCGAAGAACUCGUCCCCUCCCGGUUGGCUCCGGCGGGAAACACGAAGGCGGUUCUAUUGUUCCACUUGCUCUCACCAACUCUUGGACAGACCGAUGCUAAAGGUCUUGUCUUCGGCUAUUACCCUACUCGUCUGGAAAAUAAAUGUCAAUGCUGUAAGACUCCGUACAAAUAAAGUAAAUAUUUAUUUAGCGUAAAACAUGAGCCCAUUGUUGCGCAAGGGGACGGCUGUAGCGACGCGGGUAGGGAGAGUGAGGGGUCUGCCCACCGUUUCCCGGUCAGAGAUUUGGGUGAUCAUCUCGGUUUCAGGGGUCGACCCGGCGGGCAUGCAAACCUCAGACCAGAGGGACUGGACUCCAGAUUCUACCAGGUUAUCCCGGGUGCAUGAACGUUGUUGCAGACUCAGCCUGUCUAGCACCAGAAGGCCAGAAAGUAACUACCAACUUCAGCAGGAAGUUAUGGCUAGGCAGCAGCUAUCAGUGGAGGAGCGAAGGAGAAGAAACAGGGAAUACCAAAAAAAGCGGAGAGAGAAAAUAUAUAGUAAGCCAGAGUUAAAGGAGGAAUACCUGAGAAAGGAAAAGCAAAGAUGGAAGAAGAGAGUAGAGGAUGGGAAGAUAAAAACUAUCAGUGAUUUGAAUGAAAGGGAAAAGAGGAGUAAGAGAAAGGCAUGGAAACGUAGACAGCAAGAGUCAAGAGAGCGUAAGAGAAAGCUGAUGGAGGAAAUGGAGCAGGAACCCCAGAGUGAUCCUGACAGGACUACGACAGAUAUGUCUGCUGGUGUCAUUAAUUGUGGAGAUUGGCUUGCAGUCAUUUAUGACCAAAAUUGGUGGUUAGCAAAGGCUAUCACCGUGGAUGCUCAUCAUCAAGAUGUUCAAGUGGAGUUUUUCCACCCUCAUGGGCCCAACAUGCGCUUCCAUCCAAAACCAGGUGGAAAGGAUACGUGCUUCGUACCAGUUGAAGAUAUCCUGGUCAAACUGAUGGAGCCAUCAUCAGCGGGUUGUGGAAGCAGGACGAGAGAGAUCUACCACCUGUCUGCUGAAGUCAUGGACUUCAUAGAGAAGGAGCAUAUUAAUCGUCUACUUCUUGAUAAAGCUGACUGAACGUUUUCAAAGAUUUUCAGGCCCAGAAAUGGAUGGAAUUUUUUUUUAAAGUUCCUGGUGUGUUUUCUGAUGUUUAUGCUUAAACAUUGCAGUUCUACUGUAGUUUUUAUUUUGCUGUUUACUGUUAUUAAUAUUUACAGAAGGAUAAAAUGUACAUGACGAAUUGUUAUUCAUUGUACCAAGUUGUUAAGUAAAGUUAUUAAGCAAGGAAGCAUUGACUUGAGUGGUGAAAAGGUUGGAAUUGUUGGUUGGAAUUAGGCCACUGCCAUCACCGUCAGGACUCAGUCACUACCGUCAAAUGGAACUUUCUUUGUUGCAAAUUAAUAUACUUACAAUCCGUUCCUCCAAAACAGUUGAUUUAUUAAAGUAAUUGUCUCUUUAAAAUUAAAAAUGUGUUUAUGAUGUCCAAAAUUGUUAUUUUGCAUAUUUAAUGCUAAUGAUAAAAGUUGCAUGAUGUAAGAGUUUUUAAAGGAGUACACAUGAAAUAGUAUAAAAAAUGAACAAAAGUGAAUAUUCAACAUUUAACAGCAUAUAUGUGUACCUAUGGUGUAGACACAAUGAUUUAAAGGCUCUAAAUCUAUAUAAGACUAAAUAAACAGGAAA
Messenger RNA from Mobula hypostoma (lesser devil ray), 1775 nucleotides. RefSeq lists its product as uncharacterized. The coding region runs from base 273 to 1172 and encodes 299 amino acids. NCBI's taxonomy places the organism in Eukaryota, Metazoa, Chordata, Chondrichthyes, Myliobatiformes, Myliobatidae. The record is from RefSeq and is a predicted model, not a curated record. The transcript has 2 exons.